Molecule: messenger RNA, 597 nt
Organism: Aspergillus piperis CBS 112811
Lineage: Eukaryota; Fungi; Ascomycota; Eurotiomycetes; Eurotiales; Aspergillaceae
Product: translationally-controlled tumor protein
Exons: 3
Coding region: 23-523 (166 amino acids)
Cellular component (GO): cytoplasm
Molecular function (GO): calcium ion binding
Source: RefSeq, a predicted model, not a curated record
ACUUCUUCAUACACCUGCCAAAAUGAUCAUCUACACGGAUAUCGUCUCCGGCGACGAGGUUCUCGCCGACACCUACAAGAUCCAGGAGGACCCCGAGAGCAAGCUCCUCUGGACCUGCGACUGCCGCAAGUACCUCAAGAAGAAGAACGAGGACUUCGAGCUCGAGGGUGCCAACCCCUCCGCUGAGGGCGGUGAUGAGGAUGCCGGUGGUGAGGGUGAGGCCGUCAUGGUCCACGACAUUGAGGACCAGUUCCGUCUCAACUGGCUCAAGACCGAGGAGGGCAUGAAGCCCUCCAAGGAUGCCUUCAAGGGUCACCUCAAGACCUACAUGAAGAAGGUCCUUGCCAGACUCACCGAGACUGGUGCCUCCAAGGAGACCAUCGAUGAGUUCAAGGCCGGUGCUCCCGCUGCCGUCAAGAAGAUCCUUGCCAACUACGACAACUACGAUGUCCUGAUGGGUCAGUCCAUGGACGGCGAUGCUAUGUACGUUUUAUCUUGCCAAUCAUCUUCUGGCUGCAACUGAAACUAACUAAUUGAAUCAGGCACAUCCUGAUUGACUUCCGUGAGGACGGUGUCACCCCCUUCGCUACCCUCUGG